Rubroshorea leprosula is the source of this 2430-nucleotide messenger RNA. NCBI's taxonomy places the organism in Eukaryota, Viridiplantae, Streptophyta, Magnoliopsida, Malvales, Dipterocarpaceae. The record is from the annotation of a GenBank genome assembly.
ACACGUCAAUUUCAGGUAAAAUGGAUUCGGUUAGAGAACUUAGAGAGCCAUGAGGUAACUAGGGCAGAGAGGGAGAAAAGGGGGAGGUUAUAUCUGUAGAGCCUAUCACAAUGAUAGUGCCGCCUGAGUUGCAGGACUUGCCGGAAACAAUGGCGCCUGAGAGCAACGCCAGUUCGAGCACUAGGGACAACAGUGGCGACCACCCUACCUCACCGUCUAGUAGCUCGUCUUCUGAGGAGACACCCAGCCGCAAGGAAGGGACGGGCGAUGUGGUUGGCAAUGUCUCAGAUCGGCCCGUAGUUGGAGAAUGGGAAAAUAAAGUACUUACGGGCAGAUUGAGCAACCUAUGCAAGGCACCAAAGGAUCUGCCCGCUGGGUUUAGAUUCAGGGCGACACUUCACCAUGAAGUAGCGGAAAGUGUGCCCUCAGUAAGUGGGUUGAAUAAACUGGAGGAUUUGGUGAAGGCAUACCACAUUCCCCGGACAAUACUACUCCGAGCAGGCGGGAAGAAUGAGAGGGCGUGCACAGUGUCACGGAUGGGCUGGAGCCCAGUGUACGUGGACAACUUUGAGGCCGGCCUGCGCUUUCCCCUACCCGGGCUAGUGUUCGACCUGCUGGCGGACUACGAUCUGGCUUUGACGCAGUUGACGCCCAACAGCAUAAGGUUCAUCAUAGGUUUUAUGCUGUUGUGUGCGAGGUUGGAAGUACCGGCAAAGGCGAUUGUGUUCAGGUCGCUGUUCCAAUGUCGGUUGUGUCCUAACUCUUGCGGCGCGAAGUGGUAUUACCUCUCCAAGAGAGAGAAGAGCCAGCUGUUCAAAAACGUCAAGAACAAGGUGGCGAGGUGGAAGAGGCAGUUCAUCUUUAUUCGCGAUACGCGAACAGAGAGAAUAAACAAUGACCUCGCUGCUCGGCUAUCGGAGUGGCGUGUGCCGAAUGCACACGUCAACUACCCUCAAUUGCUGCCACGGGACACAGAUCUUAAGAAUCAGUUGCUAGAACAUGCGAGGAAGGAGAAUUUGAUAGAUCUAGACGCCCUGGUUACCUCGGAGCAGCUCGCCGUGUUCGAGUUUGUCGACGUGGAAAACCUGUUCACCGAAGCAUACUGGAACGCCAGCACCAACGAGCCCAGGGUUCCCAAGGUCGCGCGUCUGGUAGCGCGCAACAAAGGCAGACACGGUUUGACGAGCGGUCACCCACAACACCACAAUCACGCAGCUCGUCACACCGUGGAUCGAGCUCGACGUCAAGGCCACACGCCGAUUAGCAAGCUGAGACUAUGGCCCCCAAUGCACGCAGGCGUGCACAGGGCUCCAACGGUGGCUGCGCGCUCGUCGAACCCGCCGUCUGCCACUGCGCGAGCAGUAGCAAAGCCUGCCUCUGCGUCGACCACAGUGUCGGCGCCAAGGAUCGCAUAUCCAAACGGCUUCAGCUACGUGAAGCCAGACUGCCAGCCCGCCAUGGUGCAAGGCAUGCAGAGCUUUGUGCCACCCGUUGAUCGUCAGCGGGCAAGGGCUUUUGUGCAGCAGCACGUCGGGCAAGCCGCCAUGGUCAAGCUUAUGGACGCGUUCAGCUACGCGGUGGCGUUGUUUAAGAGCGAGCAAGGGGCUCGCUCCCAAAAUAACGAGCUCAACACCAACUGCAAGCAGUUGGCUGUAGAGAAGGCCAGCCAUGUGGAUGAUGUCAAUCGUCUGCAAGGUUCAAAGAUGGCAAAUCGCGUUGCUGCAAUGGAGAGCCGAGCAGAAGAGCUCGCUAAUAGGAAUAAUGAGCUCAGGGAGGAGCUGGAGCGAGCCCGCGCUGAGAAGGAAAGCGGGAUCCAGGCGGCAAGGGAUGAGGCCGCUCGCGUUGAGGAAUGGGCAAAGAAGGCUGAGGCCGAAAGGGACCGUGCUUUGAACGAGCUGGGUUCCUUAAGGUUCCAGGUCGCUGAGGCUGACAAAAACCUCAACGCUACUAAAGAGGCGCUGAACGAAUUGAAGGCAUCCCAUGCGCGCUCUGUCAGUAUUGCCCGGGCUCAAGGGGCAGAGUGGCUGGCGGGCUCGGCCACGUUCCAAGACGUAGUGGCGGUGGCGUCUGCUAACAUGACCACGGAGAUCUACAACGAAAUCCGUGGUAAGGUGUUGCACCACCGCCCGGACUUCCCCAUCCGCGAGCUGGAGCCUUCAAGCACCCUGCCCAACUCUCAACCCGUAGUGGUGCCAGCGAGGUCGCCUAUCAAUGUGCCAGCUCCCGAGCCCGCUGCUCACUCGCCUCCAGCUCGCUCCACUCCUCCAACAGUUGAUGCGUCCAUGCCCGUCGAUCUGACGGAUGAUUAGAUUUAGGGUUUUUCCUUUCGAUCUUUUGUAUUUUUUGUUUCUUUUCACAAGCAAUUGUAUCGCGAUCUCGUACUGAAAUGUGUAAUUGUUUUUUGAAAAGAAAUACAAAAUUGAAAAUUAC